AAUUGUUUUGGAUACAGGAUACAGAGUGAAGGUUCCGCGGAAGGAUAAAAAGCAACAAAAUGGGAAAUACGGGCCUGGUGGUGCUUCUGCUGCUUUUGUUGUCCACAGGGGUCACAUCCAUCCAGGUGAUUGUUCCGGAGGCAGAGAGGAGUACGACUCUGUUUGCUUCUGUGAUCCUGCGCUGUGACUACUCAACUUGCAACCCACAAGAUGUUCUGGUUACCUGGAGGUAUAAAUCCUUCUGUAAGGACCCCGUGCUGGAGUACUACUCCACAGCUUUUCAGGCUGCUCUGCAGCUGGGUCAGGAUCCAGCCAAUGACUGUCAGGACAGGCAGCGCACAGUUCGCACAGUGAUCCAGAAGAGAGGCAACAACGAACCAAUCCUGGGUGCAGAUUAUCGAAACCGCAAGAUAACCAUCCAAAACAAGGCUGACCUAGUCAUUAAUGAGGUGAUGUGGUGGGAUAACGGCGUGUAUUUCUGCUCUAUUGAUGCUCCCGGUGACACGACGGGUGACUCGGAUCGUGAAGUCAAGCUCAUAGUGUAUCACUGGCUGACAGUUUUGUUCAUCAUCCUUGGCGCCUUGCUGCUGAUCAUAUUGUUUUGCAUAUGCUGCUGUCAGUGCUGUCCGCAGAGGUGCUGCUGCUACGUGCGUUGCCCGUGUUGUCCAAAGACCUGCUGCUGCCCAGAAAAAAUGGUGAUGCAGCACAGGAUGCUGAAAGAAGCUCAGAAGGCAAUGGUUCCUUGGAUGCAUGGUCAGCACAUUUACGCUCCCAUUAACUCCAGUAUCUCCUCUCAGGGAGUCCCCAUGCUGUAUUCAGGCUCGUAUUCAGACCCCUCUGCUAAAGAGAACUUCGGCAUGGCUCCCAUGCAGCUGUCACCGCUGCCCGUUCUGCAGCAGCCUCCUCUUGUACCAACCCAUGGAAACAGCAGUAUGCAGAGCAGCAAACAAGGUACCAAUCAGAUGUUGAACUACUUGGAAAACCAGGUGAUGGGUUUGGAUGUUGGACCCCCACAAGUUGCACCACAUCUUGUCCAAAAUCUGCCACCGUUGCAACCUCAGCCCCAUCCAGUUCAACCACCAAUUCCUUUUGCACCCGGGCCUCCCAGUAUGCUGUCAGCGCUGGAUGAGAUUGGUGUAAGAGGAAUGGACAGGCGAGUAAUCACAUUGCCGCCAAUUAUCCAACAUGCACCCACAGGAGGUGCUGAAGGAGCUCGGAGUGGUCCGAGAAUAUCCAGCCAGUCCAGUGGGAGUACAAACCGCUCCGCAGGGUCUCGCCAUCGCAACAGCCGUGGCUACAGAGAUGACUCUCCUCCUCUGCGGGGGAUCUUGCGUGAUUACAGUGACGAUUUGGAGUGGGACAACAGACGGGGAAGAGGGUCACACAGUGGCUCAAGGAAUGAGCCAGGAGGUUCAGCCAGGAGACGAGUAGAUGAGUCCAGGCCACGAUCUCGUAGUCGUGACAACCUAAUGGGUGAACUGCGGGGCAGAAUGACACGGAGACAAAGAAGUUAUUCACCUCCCGUGCGACACAGAGGGUCCUGGAGCUCAGAUGAAGAGGACAGUUGGAGAGCAAAGGGAGGUAAAGACAGGGGGUGGCCCGAGAAGCCCCCCAGCUACUCCGCCAUUAAUAUUGAACCAGGAGGACACAGCAACAGCCGGAGGAACUACGACCGCUUUUCUGAUAAAAGCUCCCAUAGCAGCACCACCGUCGUGAUCUGAGGCAUUUCUGUGCUUUUCACUUUUGAUGAAUGUUUCCAGAAGGGUGAAAACGAGGACAUGGUCGGUGCCUUGAUCUGUUUAGUCAGAGUACAAUGAAGUUGUAGUUGUGG
Molecule: messenger RNA, 1831 nt
Organism: Thalassophryne amazonica
Lineage: Eukaryota; Metazoa; Chordata; Actinopteri; Batrachoidiformes; Batrachoididae
Product: immunoglobulin-like domain-containing receptor 1
Cellular component (GO): plasma membrane
Molecular function (GO): high-density lipoprotein particle receptor activity
Source: RefSeq, a predicted model, not a curated record